Cyclopterus lumpus (lumpfish) is the source of this 6277-nucleotide messenger RNA. It is a transcript of the gene veph1, whose product is annotated as ventricular zone expressed PH domain-containing 1. NCBI's taxonomy places the organism in Eukaryota, Metazoa, Chordata, Actinopteri, Perciformes, Cyclopteridae. The transcript has 14 exons. Gene Ontology annotation, cellular component: plasma membrane. Bases 403 to 2883 code for a protein of 826 amino acids. The record is from RefSeq and is a predicted model, not a curated record. Gene Ontology annotation, biological process: regulation of signal transduction. Gene Ontology annotation, molecular function: phosphatidylinositol-5-phosphate binding.
UGGUGUAGAAAGCCGUCUUCAGAAUAUGCCUUGUCUCCAUGGUAACGGACCUCAGGCAGACCCAGGAAAACAUCCACUCUAGUCCAACCUACCUGAUCCUGGACUGUACUGAAGAGGAUUUUGACACAAAUGCACACAAUGAAUCAUUCUUAAAAAUAUUAGCACUGUUCUGUUAUUACUCAAAAGGUCUAAAAUAGUGCUCUUUUAGAAGUUUCUACUCUUUUGGGUUCACAAUGCAAAGAACUUUGUAUUCUCUCUAAAUGGUACCCUAAAACAAGGAGGAAAACUUUAUUAAAAAGUUGGCUUUUCCUUGAUCAUUAUGUCGGGGAUAUAUUCAUUUGCAAUCAAGGCUUCUUAAACUGGGCAGCACCAGUCCCAUACUGGUCUGAAACCAGGACCAGGAUGCACCAGCUGUUCAGCCAGGUGCUGGACCAGAGGGAUCUGUCCAGAGCAGGGGACCUGUUUUCUCUGGAGGACACAGAGAUUGAAGCCUGUCUGUCUCAGGCUCUGGACCAGAUCAAGGCCAUCUCCUGCUCACAGGACUAUUUGACCAAUGACAACGACCAGGCAGUGGUGGAGAUUUGCAUAACGCGCGUCACCACGGCGAUCAGGGAGACGGGCUCCAUCGAGCGCCACAGCAUGGCGCUGGUGGGGCUGUGGGAGUCGUGUCUCGAACAUAACCUCACCCCGCAAGGUGAAAACACAGAGGACACACCACAUACCAAGAUCGCCUCGGACAUCACCAGCUGUAUCCUGCAGAACUACAGCUGUCCCUCGGUCAUGGUGCUGGCCGUCCCGGUGGCGGUGCGGUUCCUGCAGAGUGGGAACCGGGAGCUGAGCAGGAACAUGUCCAGUUAUCUCUCCCUGGCUGCGAUCGCCAAGGCUGAUCUGCUGGCUGAGCACACGGAGGCCAUCGCGCUCAGUGUGCUGGGAGGUAACCACAUGCUGUUACGAGUGUUGCCCUCGGUCUACCCCAGACAACCAGAUACCAUCCACUGUCACCUAGGCAACCUCACUGCGAUGAUGUCACAGAUGGAGUCCCCAGAGCAACAACACCUAAUCCGACUCAUUCAAAUUGUUGCGGAGCAACAUCCACUGAUGUUGAGCCCUCAGGUGCCCGCGCUCGUCGGUUACCUAGGAGACCAAUCCCAGACUGAGGCCCUGCUGGGCGCGCUCGUGGACGUGUCACAGGCCAGCCCUUCUUCACUGGUCAGCUUUCUGCCAACGCUGAGGAUUGUGGGACAACAAAGCCCUGCUCUCUUGGGGCACGUGGCCAAAAUCCACGGUGCCGUGGGCAUCAUCAGUGAGACUCAUGCCCGCAGCGUGUUGGUCUACCUGGUGUCCUGUCUGGGCAGCAUGGACCACAGCUUUCACCACACACUGCUGCUGCAGAUCAGAGCUCUCACCGACCGCUACCCGUCUGUACUGGGAGGCUGCGGCAAAGACAUCUACAGGAUGAGCAACUCGUUCACGGCGAUAGCCCGACUGCUGGGGAGACGGCUGGAGGAGAGCACGGCCGCGCUCUGCAGGGCGGAUGAGGCGUGCCCGCCGUCUCCUCGUGCAUCUCUUCCAGGGGGAGGAGGGGGAAGUCGGGGGUCAGAGCAGCGGCUGCAGGUGAAGAUCCAGGCCUUUGAGGAGAAGAUGGGGGAGGAGAGGGGAGAGGAGGGGGAGGUGGAGGAGGACUCUCCCGCCCCCCAACGACGCUACAGCCUGAGCCAAGCAGUCAGGGAGGAGAGACGAGAAAUGCGCUUCAACAGGUCCAAGAGCCUGGCCCUCCACGCCGCGCGCUCGCGCUCCAUCAACUCGGACACCGGGGAGGACGGUGAGGGCUCGGAGCCGAACCCGGACAACACCUUCUCCAACACAAUGGUGAUUUCGCAGCACCAGGAAGCGCCGCUUGUCGAGAGGAAACUGAAGGGCGACGCCUCGAUGCCUGUCCCAGCUGCCCUGGACGGAGCGGCCAAAGAGGCCGAAGGAGGUGAAAGCAGAGGGAAGGAGGUGCACGAGGACGCGGACAGACUCUACGUCCAUUUAAGAGACAAUAUAGAGGCCAUCAGAGAGUUCUGUCGAGACAUGGUGCAGCAGAUCCCCAUCCCAGAGCAGUGUGCAAUAGAAGAUUCAAAUCGAGGAUGUGUGGCCAAGAUGUCGUUCUCCUGUCCUCUGAAGGGCCACUACUGUCUGUACGCCAAGUCCUGCUUCAACCUGACCAGCCGACAGCCUCACCUUUGGAUACACAUCAUGCUGCUACAUCUACAGAGUAAGUCCAGAGUCGCUCUGUGCUCCAAGGAUGAGUGUGUCCAGAGGCUCGCCGCCCUUUGGGAGAAGACGCAGCUAAAAGGAGCUCACAGCUUCCCCAUGGCUAUGACACAGAACACCACUCCACACAGGAAGGAACUGGACCGUCUCCAGACUCAGCUGGAGGAGGUGCGCUUCUUUGAUCUGUUUGGCUACAGUGAGGAAGAGGGAGGGUGGCUUUGCUUCAUGUGUAACAAUCCUGAGAAGGCCACAGUUGUGAACCAGGAGGGACAGCCUCUGAUCGAGGGGAAGCUAAAGGAGAAGCAGGUCCGCUGGAAGUUCAUCAAGCGCUGGAAAACCCGUUACUUCACCCUGGCAGGAAACCAGCUCCUCUUCCGGAGAGGCAAAUCAAAAGAUGAGCUGGAUGACAUCCCUAUUGAGCUGAGCAAAGUGCAAAGUGUCAAGGUGGUAGCCAGGAAGCGGCGUGAUCGGGGCCUGCCACGGGCCUUUGAGAUCUUCACGGACAGUAAGACGUAUGUGCUGAAAGCUGAGGACGAGAAGCACGCUGAGGAGUGGCUGCAGUGCAUCAACGUGGCCGUGGCUCAGGCCAGAGAGAGGGAGAACCGAGAGGCUACCACCUACCUGUGAGAGCUUCACUUCUGAGGACACAGACAGUACAUGACUGUUGACACACACAGACAUACCUACUGAGUAAUAUUUUGUUUUGCUGUAGACAAAAACGUUCACUGCCACGACUAUAACUUUGUAUCUGGGAUAGGUGGUCAAAUUGACUUUUUAUUCAGUACUUUUAGAAAUAAAAUGUUAUAUUAGCCAGCAAUGAUGUGUAUCCAACCAGAAUGAAGGGUGUCACUGUCCCUCGCUGUUACACAUGGACUCACUGACACAUUUACAUCUUACAUUAAUGUUACGGUACAUAAGUGUUAAAGUUUGAAGUUGCACAUGAUCUUAACCUGACUGGAUCUCACGGUAUGGACAUUUCAAUUUCCUCAGCUUGAGACCAAACACUACCACGAGCUUCAACAACCAAACUAAAUCAGCAUCUGUGGAAACAUGGGACUUGUGAGUUUAAUGAUGCGUGAUGAUUGAGAUGUAUUUGAGGCCAGAGUAGUAUUUAGCAAUAAAGACUUCGUAGAAGCAAAGACCUCAUUAGGACUUGAAGCAAUAAUGAAACUGAAGAGGUUUUCUUGAAAGCAGGAAUGAGCCUAAUAGACAGCAGUGGCAAGGGCACUUAAUACUGGAUUAAUGUCUUUGUCUGUGUGUGUGUGUGUGUGUGUGUGUGUGUGUGUGUCAGAAGACAGUUAGCUUAGCUUAGCAUAAAGAGCUAGUGUGCAGCUAGUGAAACAGCUAGUGUGGCUCUGUCCCCAAAUCACUCUGAAUCCUUUAAACCUUUAAAGCUAGUCAACAACUCAUAUUUUGUUAAAUCAUUUUUUUCCUGGAUUCUCAGGCUGUUAGCUGGCAACUAAAAUCCCAACUUCUUCACCUAUAGACAGAAAGUCUUCCCCAUUUCUAGGGUUUGUGCUAAGCUAAGCUAAACAGCUUGCUAGCUUCAUAUUUACUGUACGGACAAGAAGAUUUCCCAACAUUUGGAACUAUUCUUUUAAUUUACAUGUUUUUUUUGUGGAAUAUGGAUGUACACAGUUGACCCAAAUAUUUUGUACAAUGUUUUUUUGUUUUGUUUUUGCAUUUUUGAUUCAUACUGUAAUUUUACAAACACAACUUUCUUUUCCCCUCAAAGUCAGCAGACAACUGCUCAAGUGGAGUUAUUUAGAAACCUCAAACGUUCCCUCCGACAAAUAAGAGCACCUUGUUUGAAGAAAGCCUUUCGACCCUAUUUACUGUUUCUGCUCUUCUACGUAAUUUACUCAUGAAGCAAACCCCCAAAGAGUUAUUGCAAUAGUCAUAUUUCUGCUCUUUUGCAAUCGAGAUUCUCCAUGGACUGAGUUAUUUUUGGCAAGAGAAAUCUGCAACUAUUCCCUGCAUGUUUUACACGGAACAGUGUCAGCUCAACUGUUGCUCAACACACUUGUAGAAAAACAUUGAAGUAAACUUGUGGUUUCCCCUUGGAUUUAGAAACUGUGCCAGUUCAGUCGUAUUGAUUCAAUUUCCACUGACAAUUCAGUAAAUGGUUUUGACAGCAAGAGGCUGUGGUGAAUCUCAUCAUUUUAAAACUGUCUCUUUCCAAAUGUUAGAAAUUAAACGCUUGUGUGUUUUGUCAUCCUGUGUUGAAGCUGUGAGAUUAUGAGCACCUACUGAUAACAUUUGAGCUCAAGUUCGGAAAGGUCACGGCAUGUGGCGGUACUCUUCUGAAAGCACUAUAACUCCCUUGUGUUGACAAAAGUGAUCAGCAUGGCUCAGUUCGACACCUUUCGAAACAAAACUCCUCGUGACACGUCUUUAAGCUCUGAACUGCCUGCACCAGACAAACGUCCACGGUCGUCCCAAUUAUUAUGCGUGAUGUCUGAUUUGAUCGUUACGUGGAUCCACGCCCGUGACGUGUGUCUGCCCACUGGUGGAAGCAUCAUCUGUUCUUUGAUAACGGAUGUGUUUGCUUUUGGUUUAAAUAUAUAGAAUCCGAUAUUUGAUAUAUCUCUGCCUACGGUGGUAUUAAUCUUAACUUGUGUGAUAGACAAGCACAUUGUCUUCGGUCUCACUCUGUCCUACAGCUGUAACCCUGUUAGCUACAUGUAGCCAUAACAUUGCCUUUCCCACCGGUUCAGGUUACCACUGUUUGUACUUGUUGCUGUCUCUGUGCCCCCCCCCCCCCCACCCUCCCCCCCAGGAGAGGGUAACCAUAUUUUCAAACCCCCAAACCCGGGACCCUUAAGUGUGUUGCACGUGUGCACACAUUUAUGUGCUUUUACACGCACCUAUAGGUGUUUUCAUAAGGAAAUGGGACAAUUAUUUCAGCGCUGAGCACACAUACAUAAGAGUUUAUUUUAAAACUGGACAAUAAGACAACACAAAAUGCAAGGAUUGCAUGAACGUGCCAUAUAAUUAUUAAAUGCCAGACACCUGUUAAAACUAAACACAAUUGUCAGUGUGCACAAGCGCUGACUGCCAGCUAAAUGUCUGACUGUGAGCAAGUCUCUGCUAGCUAUUGUAUAUUGCAUUUUGAUAGUCUUAAAAUUAUCUUUUAUAUUGGCACUUCCACCACGCUGGACCAAAAAAAGUACUUAUCCACUAUCAUUUGUCCCAAAGCAAACAAACGUAUGUCAGGUUUAGCGCCUCAGGAGAAAUAGUUGGCUGUCAGAUGUUAUCAUGCACAGAUUUAGUUACGCAAUGGAUUAGGUACACUUUCUGGAAUUUGUCUUGUGGAAACGUACCUGUCUGGGCAGUUCAGCUUGCACAGUAACUAUACUACACAGAUAUUACUUCACCGUAGUUGCAACCAAAUGUUAAAUUCCCCUGCCACUGUGAAGUGAAGUUCUCUACCCUUCGCUUUAAAUGUACCACAAUGCUGACUUUACCCUCCCUCUUCAGUUGCAUAGUGUUGAAUUAUAUGUGUCUGAUCAUAUGAAUGUGAAGUAAUAAUGGGAAUGCUCCCCUGACCUAGUUUCCAAGCCUCGGGGGGGGGGGCAAAAGUUACAGUCAAAAUGAUCAUUUGACCGUUCACUAAGUCACCCCCUCCCCCCAAAUGCAGACCGCCCAAUCACGGCGCAGCAUCGGGCAGCUCCAACCAGGGUCCUAUCCUGUUCUACUGCAUAGAACAUUUGAGAUUUUCUUCAUUUUCAGGCUGGUCUUGUGGGUCGUGGUUACACGUUGUACCAGGGACACUUGUUAUAGUCCUUACCCAUUAGAUAAUAGUUGUGCUGCAGUUAGUGGCAGUGUGGGCUCCAUGGUUGCUCCAACAGCUUGACGGGGUAGCGGGGUCGAGGCUUAGAGAAGAGUAGAUUAAAUGUCAGCUACUUUCCUUUUAUUGAAAUACAUUUGUAGGCAGCUGUGUAAAUAGACUGCAAAUACAUAGUGUAGCAUAUCUAUCUAUCUAUCUAUCUAUCUAUCUAUCUAUCUAUCUAUCUAUCUA